AUGCCAUCUACUUCACCUGUCUUCGAUGAAAAACUUAUCGAAGAGUCUUCCCCACCUUCAAAAAUGUACACAACCAACCCAGUCAUAUCUAGCGCCGAGUUUGUCCUUGAGCAAACAAAUAUCGUCAAAAUCAACGACGACGCGGUCAAGAAAGCCACACAAUAUAUUCUGCAAAAAGUCGCUUCAGAGCCCUAUACCUCCGCUUUUUGGUCAGAAAAGGAAGGCCAGCUGGAUCGGUAUGGCGUUGAAUGGCGGGCUAGUUGGAAUAGCCAGACAACGACGGUGCACACUGGAUACUGGAGCUUAGUCGCUGCUUUGAAUCGAGCGUUAGAGGAGGGUAUACCUAUCAUCGAUCCCCAGUUUUAUUCCUCCGAGGCACUAUGCCCAGACUCGCUGAUCGCGCACGUAUUCCGCCCCGCCCCGCAAUCUUCUGAAUCGAUCCCUCUGCUUAAUGAGCGCCUGGCGAUCAUGCGCGAAGUCGGUGCUAUAUUGUGUAACGAUGAAUUUGGAGGUUCAUACCUAGGGUUUUUACAAGCCUUCCAAAGAAGAUACGAGAAUCAGGGCACGGCGCUCGACCUCGUCCAAUUCGUCACAGACUCGUUCCCGAGUUUUAGAGAUGACCGAAUGUUCAAUGGACGACGAGUAUAUUUCUGGAAACGGUCUCAAAUUCUAGUAGCAGAGACCUGGGCAGCCUUCUACCCUGAAAGCCCCUACACCCCACACCCGAUCUUCCCCGGCCUCAACGGAGCAUGCAUCAGCUCCCUAACGAUGUUCGCAGAUUACCGCCUGUGCGCUGGCACACAACUUGAAUCUGGAUCGAGAGAAGAAAUGAGCUUGCGCGCAGCGAGCAUCGUUGCUGUUGAACGGAUCCGGAGUGAGAUGGUGAGGUGUGGAUCGGAUUGGGAAGCGAGCUGCGUUUUGAUCGAUUUUUACCUUUGGGAUUUGGCUAAGAAGCUGCAGGGGGGGAAAGAGUGUCUUGAGGGGAUUGAGACGGAAGAUAUCUUGCCUGUGCACAGGACGAGAAGUAUUUGGUAUUAGGUUCUUUGGUUAUUGAUAGAUGUAGACUUCGUAUUCCCUCGAUAGUUUUUAUAACCUCUUUAUUAGCGAUAGGAUUCUAAAUUUCUCGCAUUUCAAAUAUAGACA
Molecule: messenger RNA, 1143 nt
Organism: Suillus bovinus
Lineage: Eukaryota; Fungi; Basidiomycota; Agaricomycetes; Boletales; Suillaceae
Exons: 8
Coding region: 1-1038 (345 amino acids)
Source: RefSeq, a predicted model, not a curated record